Lachancea dasiensis is the source of this 1533-nucleotide messenger RNA. The record is from the annotation of a GenBank genome assembly. Lineage: Eukaryota; Fungi; Ascomycota; Saccharomycetes; Saccharomycetales; Saccharomycetaceae.
AUGUCGUCUACGGGGGAUAAGAAAGUUGCCCUCAGGACAUGUGUGAGGUGUAGGAGAAAUAAAAUCAAAUGUGAUCUGCAAUCCUCGAGACCCGAAGCUUGCUCGUCUUGUAGAAAAAGAGGUGUUGAAUGUGUUACCGAGUAUGUUGUUCCACAUCAAAGAUCCCAAGAAGUGCUGUCGAUAGUAAGCGGGGUGGUUGAUCUGAAAAGUGAACUUGUGGAAAAGGUUUGUCGGUAUGAAUACAUCGGAGUUGAAGCCAAAAAGAAGUUAGGAAUCCCACUGUCGUCUAGCCUAAAGUAUGGGUCUAGUAAAGUUAUAAGCAUGGGAGAAGGAGAUUAUGUGAUUGUUUCGGUGCGGGAUGGGUUUUUGAAUAUUAAUAACUGUAGCAUCAAAAUUGAAGAAUUUGAGGUAGCAUUAGAUGGGUUUCGGAAUACAGUUGGCCAGUUGCUGAACCUGUACGGUAAAUGGGAGGCUGAUCAUAGUUUCAUUUCUGAAAAUCUUAUUGUGGAAAGGACCGACAGGUAUAAUGUUCUGAAUCUGUUUUGGCGCGAUGAGUUGCCUCUUUUGUUGUGUUUGGCUAAUUUUUACUACGAGGUUCCUGGUUUGAGAUACAGGGUAAUCUAUGACAGAAUAUUGGAGGAUUUUUGCCAUAUGGCAAUUGAAGACGUUGAUAGAGGCCAGUGGUUUGAUAAAAGAACACUCUCGAGGUAUAUUGUGGGCGAGAAUGAAGGAAUGAGUGGUGUGCACUUUAAUGGUGAAAUGUUCAUAAAAAAGCUGACCUUAUUUUUGUUUUACCAAAUAAUAUUGUAUGGUUUCGACCAUUACAUGGAUUCAUUCAUGAGCCGAUAUAUAAGAACUCUAGAGAACGUCCGGAAAAAGGUGAACAUUGAAAAAAACUGGGAAGUGAAGUGGGUAAACUUUUAUGUCAAGAUAUUUGAUUUAAUUACGAAUAUGAACUGCGUUGUGGAUUUCGGUAAUGAAGGCAUACCUUUGCUGAAGCUUCUGGAGAUAGAUUCAAAGAUUUUGCAUCUGAAAGAAGAGAAGGUUUCUGGAUUUUCUUCCACUUGUCUGAAGUAUAUUGAAGAUAUGAAGCCUUUUCUUGACGUGGAUACGCAUAGAGCUAGUUUUUGGUCCAAGUUUGUUGCCCAGUUUGUUACCUUAAACUUGAUUGGCGCUGGAAACGCUUGCGAAGAGGGUCACUGCAUCGAUGCUGUUGGUAAGAUGAAGUUUAACGGUUUUGAUGUGAAACCUAUGUGGGGUGGUGGGGAUGAAUAUAGUGUGUUUGAGGAUCACGAAGGUGUUAGAGAUGCAGAGUUUGUGGGGAUUGUACAUAAGAAUGCUGUCAAACGUUUAAUGCGGUUCGAAGACUUCAGCGUGUAUGAUCUUGUGGUUUCGUGUUUCACCUCAAAAGGGUACGAAAAAAUGAAAGAUCGCUGUUGCUGCAAGAUGAUCAAAGAUUUGCUACAAAGUGUGGUAAUGGACGGCAUGAUCGCUAAGAUCGAUAAGAAUAAUGGGGUUGAGCUGUCAAGAUAG